UGCGCGCUUCUCUCUCCCCUCUCCUCAUAAACCCAUUGGUCGUGGUCUCGGCUCCACUACCCGACGCUCUGCUGAUCAGACUGCAGUUCUAUCUGAGGAGGGGAAGUUGGCAGUUUGGCGAGUCACGGAGAAAAGAGGCUUUGGUGCCCCCCCCGCCCCCUCCCACGCCUGGACAGUGGAAUUAUGAGCAGAGCUGACCCAGACUCUAUCAUCCUGGUUUGAAUCCGUUUCCCCACCGAGAGAGAAAUCUAACCCACCAUGGAGAUUGGACUCCGCGUUCUCCUGUCUUGCCUCAUCCAGCAGAUCGUCCAUAUAAAUGGCCGGCGUGAUGGAAGCCAUGAGGGAUGUUUACCUGGUUUCCAGCUGAAAAAAUACCAGGUGAUUUACACCGGACCUUUCCGGAAAGGCCAGCCACUCGUAAAAGUUCAAUUUGAUGAUUGUGCGGGCAACAAAGGGGUUAAAUUUGAGGUGUCCGACCCCAUCUUUCAUGUUGACGAGGAGUUCAAGUUGGCUCCUCGGAAAGACGCCCAGUUUGCCGGUCCUGUUAUUUUCAUCCACGGAAUCAGCGCACAUGCGGACGACGUGGCCGAGGUGAACAUCUCUCAGCUGCCUGAUCAUUCGCCGCACAAGCUCAAGGACAUCCUGGGUCUUGGGCCAAGCCGGAUGAACCGAUCAAAGAGGGCCCUGCUGGUCCCUCCCAUGAUCGUGACAGAGAACCAGAGACCCCCCUUCCCUCGGAUCAUUGGCAGGUCGCAUGUGAUUUCAUCAGACAGGUCAAGGAACCAUAUCUUCCGACUGACAGGACCCGGUGCUGACCAGCAUCCCAGAGGUCUCUUCACCAUUGACAUAGACACAGGAGACGUGUCAGUCAGCCGCUCACUGGACCGAGAGGCCAUUGACUCCUACCAGCUGGAAGUGUCCACGACGGACUUCUCCGGGAAUCUUGUCGAAGGGCCUGCUAUUCUGGUGAUCACUGUGAUCGACCAGAACGAUAACCGGCCCAUCUUCAAGGAGACGCGUUACACCGGAGAGGUGCUCGAGGGCUCCCCUACUGGCACCACAGUGAUGACAAUGACAGCGUUUGACGCGGACGACCCGGCGACAGACAACGCCGCGUUGCGCUACAACAUUGUGAGACAGUCACCUGACAAACCGUCCCCAAACAUGUUUUACAUUGACGCAGAAAGGGGCGACAUUGUCACAGUCAUCUCUCCAACGCUGCUCGAUAGGGAGACACUGCCCACCACCACGUACGAGUUGGAGAUUGUGGCCAAGGACAUGGCCGGAAGUGAGGUGGGCCUAACCGGAACCGCCACGGCGACCAUUACAAUCACGGACAAGAACGACCAUGCCCCUGAGUUCACACACCCACUGUUUGAGGCUUACGUGAAUGAGGGCUCAACUGGUGUGGUGGUCAACCUGACUGUGGAUGACCGAGACGACCCAGCGACAGGCGCCUGGAGAGCUGUUUACUCCAUCAUCAACGGAGAUCCAACUCGAAGCUUUCACAUUCAGACCAACCCUGAUAACAAUGAAGGGAUGCUGUCUGUUAUAAAGCCUUUGGAUUAUGAAGCCACAGCUUACCACAAGCUCUACAUCAAAGUUGAGAAUGAGGACCCCCUUGUUCCUGACGUCGGCUACAAUCCCACUUCCACAGCAACUGUCCAAGUCACGGUCCUGGACGUCAACGAGGGCCCGGUGUUUUUCCCUGACCCGCUGAUGGUCACGAGAAUGGAAAACAUUCCAGUCGGCAGCUUUGUUGCGUCACUUAACGCAACAGAUCCAGACAUCCUGCAGAGUCAAAGCGUCAGGUAUGCUGUUUUGCGGGACCCUGCUGGCUGGCUGAGCGUGAACCCAGUUGGGGGAGCGGUCGACACGUUUGCCCCCCUGGACCGAGAGUCUCCAUAUGUCCACGAUAAUAAAUACACAGCUCUUUUCAUUGCUACAGAUAAUGGAAACCCCCCUGCCACAGGUACAGGCACACUGAUCAUACGCCUGGAAGACUUCAAUGAUAACGCUCCAUUUGUGGUGCCGUCCGUCGCAAGAGUGUGUGAAGAUGCCCAUGACAUGAAUGUGGCCAUCGUCGGGGGCCGGGACAAGGACCUGCCCCCCAACGGGGCACCCUUUAAAAUAGAAUUAGGAAAGCAACCAGGCCUGGACAAAACAUGGAGGGUGACCAGAGUCAAUUCGACACACUCUCAGAUCAUGCUUCUGCACAGUCUGACGAAAGCCAACUACCAGCUACCGUUGACCAUAACUGACUCGGGGGUGCCGCCUUUGUCCAACAACACAGAAGUGAAAGUACAGGUGUGUGUCUGCAAGAAGAACAAGAUGCACUGCAGUUCGGCCCACUCCCACCACGCCAGCCUCAUGGUGAUGCUAGCGACACUCCUGAUCGUCCUAUUUUGCUUGUAGAUUCUGCUGGUUUCAUCUAUAGACCCUUUUUUCCAACAUCGAAAAGCGACGACUAACUAAACCCCACGCAACCCAGGCUUUGGAGAGAAGAAGACCGGAGGAGAGAUGUCUCGGCACAUCGAGGAGUCACGCAUCAUCAUCACUGACUUUUUCUUUUUCAAUGCUUCUUUUCUCUCUUGCAGUUUUGUUUCUUGUCCUUCUCUGUCAUAUUUAAAGAUGGUCUUGUUUUAUUUAUUUUUGCAACAAAAAGCUCAUGAGAUACUUGAAAACAUAUUGGUGUUGUAACGACGAGGGUUGCACGGAAUGCGAGUUUUCAAUUUUGUAUUCAAUAAAAUGUAUUAUUUAGACAGGCUCUUUAUUUUUAGAUCUCACGAAGAAAAAGAGGCGCAAGAGGGAGCCACCACAUUACGAUGAUGCCAUUUCACGGCGAGAUUAACGCAGCAAUUCAAAUAGGACGAGUUGAUUUUAAACAUUCUUUGGACCCAUCUUUGUUAUAGCUAAAUCUCAAAAGUCACCAAUAAACACAGAUUUAGUCCCUGAAACGACAGAAAUACUAUUUUGACUUUUUGGUUCUUGCGCCUCUCCCAAUAGCUGUGUUGAUGUAAGUGGUGGGAAGAGUUGCCCCUUGAGUUCAAUAUGGUGCAUUGAUUCAUGUAACCAGUAAAAGGAAGUGGGUUAAGGAAAUUAUUUUUUUUCAUUUGACAUUGUUUUUUAGCUGCGUAUUAAUUAAAAAAUCCUCAUUGAUGAAAAGAAAAAAUCCGUAAAUCCAUCACCUGCCUCAUCCCCUCCACAUGUUUUUUUUCUUUUCAUGACUACCUCUCUUCCUUUACUUCCCAAGGUCCUCCUUCAAUAUGUGUUGAACACUGCAAAUUCUGAGCUACUGUCUUGCAUUCGGUGGAGAGGACUGUAUUUUAUUUUGUUCGGUGUGGAAACAGGAAGGGGGAUUCUGCUUCGUUGUCCGCUGUGAUCGUGGUCGCACUUCUUAGGACAAGGUGGUAGCCAAUAAGCCUUCAAAGUCUGAAACUCUGAAGUGGAUUUGCUUCUGUUUUUAUUGCGUUAGUUGUCCUGGAGUGGAAACCAGUUUAUAGUAACGGUGUGAAAAAAUAAUAAAACCUUUAUUUUCCUCCAUUGUAUAAAUCUACAGUCUUGAUUAACUUAUGUACUUGGAUUGCAAGUUUUCUGGUCAACAACAAAGUGAAAAAAGUUGGUUUUUAUUUUUGUGAAAUUUAGAAAAAUGCUAUUGAUGUGUUGAUUAUAAUUGUGUUUUUUUUUUCUCCUUUUUUUUCAUCCGUAAUUUACAGGAUAAAUGAAGUGUCUUGGGUUUGUUCCAUGUUUUAGGUAUGUUUUGGUUCUUUCUGCCCUAAACUGUUAUCUCAGUCUAAGUCAGAUGAUGAUGUAGAAGAACACGGCCUUCAGAUUGUGGUUUUUGGUGAAUAGUUUCUCUUUUGCUCUCUACUAAAGAACACACCCGCUCGUGGGUUCCGGUGGGAGGCCACGUUUAAAGAAAUACGAUGACAUUUUGAAUGAGUUUUGUCUGUCUUUUGCACUAAUUUAAUAAAGCCGUUA
Messenger RNA from Synchiropus splendidus (mandarinfish), 3981 nucleotides. RefSeq names its product cadherin 13, H-cadherin (heart) (gene cdh13). Lineage: Eukaryota; Metazoa; Chordata; Actinopteri; Syngnathiformes; Callionymidae. Gene Ontology annotation, cellular component: plasma membrane; catenin complex; adherens junction. Gene Ontology annotation, biological process: adherens junction organization; homophilic cell-cell adhesion; sprouting angiogenesis. The transcript has 15 exons. Bases 259 to 2415 code for a protein of 718 amino acids. The record is from RefSeq and is a predicted model, not a curated record. Gene Ontology annotation, molecular function: calcium ion binding; cadherin binding.